Molecule: messenger RNA, 3111 nt
Organism: Yamadazyma jaroonii
Lineage: Eukaryota; Fungi; Ascomycota; Pichiomycetes; Serinales; Debaryomycetaceae
Source: the annotation of a GenBank genome assembly
AUGGGUAAAAAAGCUAUUGAUUCCAGAAUCCCUGCUUUGAUCCGUAAUGGGGUUCAAGAGAAGGAAAGAAGUUUCUUCUUUAUUGUCGGGGAUAAGGCAAAAAAUCAAUUACCAAAUCUUCACUAUUUGAUGAUGUCCGCUGACUUGAAGAUGAACAAAUCAGUCUUAUGGGCCUAUAAGAAGAAGUUAUUGGGUUUCACAUCUCAUAGACAAAAACGUGAAGCUAAGAUUAAGAAAGACAUUAAAAGAGGUAUUAGAGAAGUCAAUGAACAAGAUCCCUUCGAAGCCUUCAUCUCCAAUCAAAAUAUCAGAUAUGUUUAUUAUAAAGAAACUGAAAAAAUCUUAGGUAACACUUAUGGUAUGUGUAUUUUACAAGAUUUUGAAGCCAUCACCCCAAAUUUAUUGGCCAGAACCAUUGAAACUGUCGAAGGUGGUGGUUUAGUUGUUAUUUUAUUGAAAUCAAUGACUUCUUUAAAACAACUUUAUACCAUGACUAUGGAUAUUCAUAGCCGUUAUAGAACUGAAGCUCAUGAUGAUGUGGUUGCAAGAUUUAAUGAAAGAUUCUUAUUGUCAUUAGGUUCCUGUGCUAAUUGUUUGGUUGUGGAUGACGAAUUGAACGUUUUACCUAUCUCAGGAGGUAAACAUGUCAAACCAUUACCACCAAAAGAUGAUGACGAAAUCACCCCUAAAGCUCAAGAAUUGAUUGAUUUAAAAGAAAAUUUAGCAGAUGUAGAACCCGCUGGUAAUUUGGUGUCAUUGGCUAAAACUGUUAAUCAAGCUCAAGCUAUCUUAACCUUCAUUGAUGUCAUAACAGAGAAAACUUUAAGAACUACAGUUGCUUUGACUGCAGGUAGAGGUAGAGGUAAAUCUGCUGCUUUAGGUAUUUCUAUUGCUGCUGCUAUUUCACAAGGCUACUCUAACAUUUAUGUUACUUCACCGUCUCCAGAAAAUUUGAAGACCUUAUUCGAAUUCAUCUUUAAAGGUUUUGAUGCCUUAGGUUAUACUGAGCAUUUAGAUUACGAUAUCAUUCAAUCCACAAGCGCAGCUUUCAAUAAUGCUAUUGUUAGAGUAGAUGUUAAACGUGAUCAUCGUCAAGUCAUUCAAUAUAUUCAACCAAACGAUCAUCAUUUAUUAUCACAAGCAGAAUUGGUGAUUAUUGAUGAAGCUGCGGCUAUUCCUUUACCUGUAGUCAAAAAAUUGAUGGGACCAUACUUAAUCUUCAUGGCAUCCACCAUUAAUGGUUAUGAAGGUACUGGAAGAUCAUUAUCGUUGAAGUUAAUCCAACAAUUACGUGAUCAAUCAAUCUCAAAGAGCAAUGACACCGUUGUUGUCUCAAGGGAUGAGAAGUCCAAAGAUGUCACUCCUUCUGUUACUGCAAGAGAUUUAAGAGAAGUUGUUUUGGAUGAACCUAUCAGAUAUGCUCCAGGGGAUCCUGUUGAAAAAUGGUUGAACAAAUUAUUGUGUCUCGAUGUGAAAAUCAGUAAGAAUUCCAAAUUUGCUUCAAGAGGUAUGCCUCAUCCUUCCGAAUGUAAUUUAUUCUAUGUUAACAGAGAUACGCUUUUCUCAUACCACCCAGUAUCAGAAACUUUCUUAGAAAAGAUGAUGGCCCUUUACGUUGCUUCCCAUUAUAAGAAUUCUCCAAAUGAUUUACAAUUAAUGAGUGAUGCUCCUGCUCAUCAAUUAUUUGUCUUGUUACCUCCAAGUGAAGGUAAUAAAGUUCCAGAUCCAUUGGUUGUUAUUCAAUUGGCUUUGGAAGGUGAAAUUUCUAAAGACAGUGUAAGAAAAUCAUUAUCAAGAGGUCAAAGAGCUGGUGGUGAUUUAAUUCCUUGGUUGAUCUCUCAACAAUUCCAAGAUGAAGAAUUUGCUUCAUUAUCUGGAGCCAGAAUUGUUAGAAUUGCAACCAACCCCGAAUAUGCAAGUAUGGGUUAUGGUUCAAGAGCUUUAGAAUUAUUAAAAGAUUAUUAUGAAGGCAAGUUCACUGAUAUCAAUGAAAAUAAUAGCUUGAGAGAACAAUCAAUCACUAGAAUCACUGAUAAAGAACUCGAGCAUGCCUCGUUGAAAGACGAAAUCAAAUUGAGAGAUGCCAAAACUUUACCCCCAUUGUUAUUGAAAUUAUCUGAAAAACCUCCAUACUAUUUACACUAUUUAGGUGUUUCGUAUGGUUUAACUCCUCAAUUACACAAAUUCUGGAAGAGAUCAGGUUUCGCUCCUGUUUAUUUGAGACAGACUGCCAAUGAAUUGACCGGGGAACACACAGCAGUGAUGCUUAAUGUUUUGGAAAACAGAGAUGAUAAGUGGUUGAAAGAAUUCUGUCAAGAUUUCCAUAAAAGAUUCUUACAAUUAUUAUCGUAUGAAUUCAGAAAAUUCUCUUCUGUUCAGUGUUUGAGUGUUAUCGAAUCAACUGAGUUAGAAGAUAACAAAGUCGUAAAACAAUUGAGUAAAACUGAAUUGGAUGAGUUGUUAUCUCCAUUCGACUUGAAAAGAUUGGAUUCUUACGCCAAUAAUUUAUUGGACUAUCAUGUCAUCGUUGAUAUGUUACCAUUAUUAUCAAAAUUGUUCUUCAGUUCUAAAACCAAAGAAGUAAGCUUGUCUUCAGUUCAAUCUGCUAUCUUAUUAGCUAUUGGUUUACAACAUAAAAAUAUCGAUGAUAUCGCCAAAGAAUUAAAUUUACCAAAUAACCAAGCUAUGGCAAUGUUUGCUAAAAUCAUUAGAAAGUUCUCCAAUCACUUCAGAAAUAUUCUUAACAAGUCCAUCGAAGAAGCUAUGCCGGUGUUAGAAGAUGAAAGCGUCAAGAAAUUGGAAGGUGAAUUUGAAAACUUUGAAACAGUGAAUAAUGAUGAUUUACAAAAGGAAGGGGAAGAAGUUUUGAGUGACUUGAAAUUGAAACAAAGAGAAUUGAUCAAUGCACUUAAUUUAGACAAAUAUGCAAUUGCUGAUGACGAAAAUUGGUCAAAUGAUAAAUUAGAUAAAGUUAUCAAAGGUAACGGUGUAGUCAGUGUUAAAAAUGAUAAAAUCAAGAGAAAGAAAGAAAACGCCACUGAUAUUUAUGAAGAAGAAAUGAAAGAUGUUAAAAAGGCUAAGAAAUCAAAAUCAAAGAAAUCGAAAAAGUAG